CGCUGCGGAGCGCUGCUGCUGCUCGCCGCCCUCGGAUCCUUCCGUCUGCGCCUCGCCCGUGCCGCAGCAUCAUGUCCCCGGAGCCUGGACUGUGCCCUGCAGCGCCGAGAGUUCUGCCCGCCGGGGUCAGGUGCCUGCGGGCCCUGCCUGCCCCCCUUCCAGGAGGAUGACCAUGGCCGCUGUGUCCAGAAGCAGCUCUCACCCAGUGGACGGACCUCCAUUCCCAGCUUGGAGGCAGAAAUUGAUUUUCUUGCGGAUGUGCUGGCCAGGCAGGAGGCUCCUCGCCACCACCCUCUACAGGAUGGCAGACCCAGGACCACCCUGGUGCCUGACCGCGGCAGACAGCGUGCAAGCAGUGGGCUGAGAGGGGGGCAUCUGCAGCAGGGUCCUGCUGGCACCAUGGCAGCCACCACCCUCCCCACCACUGCCACGGUCCAGAAGUACCCGGUGGAGGCAUCUCCCAUCCCUGCAAAUGACAACAUGGUGCUUGGGCUGAUUGUGGUGUGCACAGUGGCUGGAAUCUCAGCGCUGAUCGUGGCAGCCAUCUGCUGGUGCAGGCUGCAGAAGGAGAUCAGGCUGGCACAGAAAGCAGAGUAUUCAGCCCAGCGAGCAGCCAGCCCCCUGCCCUAUGACAAGAUCUCGCCCGGGGACAAGACGCUGGCUCAGAGUGCCCAAAUGUACCACUACCAGCAUCAAAAGCAGCAGAUGCUCUCCCUGGAGAAGCAUAAAGAGGAGCCCAAGCUGCCAGACCCAGCAUCAUCUGAUGAGGAGAAUGAGGAUGGAGACUUCACCGUGUAUGAGUGCCCUGGGCUGGCUCCGACCGGAGAAAUGGAAGUGAGAAACCCACUGUUUGAUGACUCCUCCUUACACCCCUCCAACCCGAAGUCGCACCAGUAACCACCCCAUCUCCUGCGCCCGAGCUUGCUACAGACUGUGCCCGCGGCCGUGCCCGGCGGGGUGGCCGUGCCGGAGGGGCACCCACAGCUGGGCCGAGGGACGCUGACCCCGCGCUGACAGACUGUUCCACGCCUGCCCAAUAAACACCCACUAACAGCUAUGGGGGGGGAUUGCCCCCGUUUCCAGCGUCCUUGUCCUCUUUGCUGCUGUCAUCGCGUCCCUGCGUAGCCCUUCGCUCACAACUCUCGGGGCGCAGGGGGCGGCUGCUUUGGCACAGAAAUUGUUGGGGGUGCUGCCCUGGCACUGUCCCUUUGUAGUUGGCUUUCAGGAGGGGGCUGCUGCCUUGGCUGCAGCAAGGCUGAUGCAUAGCAGCUGGGAAGGAGUCAGAGAGAGGGUCAGAAAGCAGAAGAGGGCCAGGAGGGCUGGGCAUGCUCAUGCCUGGUAUCAGGGCUGACAGCCUGCCCAGAGCCCAUCUGCCAGGGAUGGAGCCUUUCCCUGGAGCAGGUGUCAUCACUAAGGGCUUCAGUGCCCAUUCUGCCUCCUCCACCCCAGCCUGGGCAGCUUCUGGCAGCAGAAUAGUGCUCUGGGAGCCAAUAGCAGGAGCAGGAGAAGCUCCAGCAGGCACUGGCAUCACUCCCCAGGAUGCUCCUUCAGCUGCUGCCCUGUGCUCUGACCCCUUUAGGGGUGCUGGGCUUCAGGACAGUCCCAAUGCCACUGUGAUCUGGGAGCCCAGUCUGUGCUGGCAGAGGAUGGGCUCUCUCUUACCACAGGCCUCAGUGGGGUAAAAGCUCGAGAAAAAGUGUUCAAGGUUUUGUUUUUAAGAUUAUGUGGCUGUGGGGGAGGCAGGAAUAGGGCUGGAAGGAGCUGGGGUGGCUGAGAGGGGCAGCCAAGGCAUGGGGGCUCUGCUGUGCUGCUUCAAACCCCACAGAGCUCGUGUCCUGGCAGCAUCCCUGUGGAGCCUGGCACUGUGUGUUCUCUGAGAAUCCCUCUGUGGCAGGCAACAGUCUCCACUGCUGCAUCCCAGGCACCUCUUGGGUCUCAGACCCUCUGCACCCCUCCGUUGCCCAUGUCCAGCCUCACCAGCCCUCACCAACAUGUUCUUGCUUGGAGCCCAGAGCUCUUCCUCAAACCCUCACAGGUGCAUAGGCCAUGGACCCCUCCAGUGGAAGGCCCAGAACAGGGUUUGGGUUAGUUUGUCCUGUGGCUUCAUGUCCAGACCCUGUUGUGGACUGCCACAGCCACAGGUGACCUCUUGUGCUCUCUGGAGCCAUUGUACAUGGACAGGCAUGGGCAGGGCAGGCAGCAGUGGCAGGGAUGUGCUGGUGAGUGAUGGUGGCAUGGGACCAUCCCUGUCCCUGGUGGGGUAGCUGACAGAGGCCAUCAUGGCUCAGGUUCUGUCCCCGUGUCCUGCACUCCCCCUCCCCUGGGCUGCUGCCACUCUCCCCACACCUCUUGUCGUUGUUGUAAGAAUUGUAGUUCUUUUAAAAGGAGAUUUUAUUAAACGACGAUGUUUGAGACCCA
Messenger RNA from Cyanistes caeruleus (blue tit), 2418 nucleotides. It is a transcript of the gene NPDC1, whose product is annotated as neural proliferation, differentiation and control 1. The record is from RefSeq and is a predicted model, not a curated record. Gene Ontology annotation, cellular component: membrane. Lineage: Eukaryota; Metazoa; Chordata; Aves; Passeriformes; Paridae.